GCUCGUUACGAACGUGAGGCCAGUUGCGUGUCGGUUCGUGAAAGCGACGGUGACGUUCGCCCUUCGUCUUUCGGGCUCCUCCUGAAACUCUUUUCCGUCCGGCGAGGGUCCGGGAGAAUCCUCGUUCGUCCUGCGCGGUUCCUUGCGCAACCGAUUCGGGGACCUCGGUGUCGCGGUGAAAGGGAAAGUGUCGGUGGACUUUCCGAAGGUUGCGGUUUCGGUGUGGCCAACGGCGAAACAAUUGCCGAAGCUGAACGCGUUCAUUGUACGUCGUUCGAACCACGGAGACGCGAUAUGCCAUAACAGACUGUCGCCGGUUCGGAUCGUCGAGGGAUCCUUUGUGCACGUCUCCGGGACAGAUCGAGUUAAUUGCAGAAGCUCCGUCUACGAAGACAGAAUCGCUCGCAGUCCGGAUUACCGUUUGCUUCCGGCGAAAUGACACACGAGAAGAUGCCGGAGCCACGUUUAUUCGGUCGACGGCGACGUUCAUCCAGGUUGUUCGGAGGCAGCCCGCUCUGAAGACGACGACUGAAUCCUCAAGCUUCGCGUUUGCGAGUACCAGAACUGGAAGUUCAUCUAGAUUUAUGAACGAGAUUCGCAGGAACCCAAUUGUCCCGGUUUUCAGUUGAUCGAGAUUCCGGAGUUGAAAUGAGCGUCGCGAGAAUCUGGCAGCUGAUCCCGUUGCUGAUCAUAUCUUCUUCGAGGGUAUUUUCAGCCAGCAACGUCUGCCCGCGAAUAGAGAGUUACACGGUCACCUCGAUGGAAACGUACACCGAGCCGGUUACCGUCAAUACGUUCACCUGGUGCCUCCAACUCCCGCCCAGGUGCCUGAAGACGUGGACCGAGACGAAGAAACGCUAUCGAGUAAAGACCGAGACGAAGACUAGGAGCGUGAACGAGUGCUGCGAAGGCUACAAAAUGAUCUCAUCCAGCGACGACGAGAUUGGCAUCAGGUGUGUGCCGUUUUGCAAAAACUGCCUCUCAGGAGUCUGCAUCUCGCCGAACGAGUGUCGAUGUAAUCCUGGGUACCGAGGAGACAACUGCACCGCUGUGUGUCCAGCAGGCACAUGGGGCUCGCAAUGCAAAGAGAAAUGCGACUGCACCCAGAGCGCGCCAGGUCUACUUAGACAAACGUGCGACGAGUCGUGUCUCGACGAUCACCAGAACCCAGAGUACGCGACUCGCUGCAACUGCGAGACAGUGUCAAAUAAGUGCGACCACGAGACUGGUCGAUGUUUGGCCAACGAGACGAUCAUCCCUGCCAGCGGAAAAUCCUCGCGGAUUCCAGAGACGACGGAAAUCACGACGGAAGUCAGCCUCGAGACCGUAUCAACGACGGAUAAUCCUUCUGAAACAACCAGCCCGGAAACUACCACCGCUUCGACACCGGAUCGUCCGAAAACUAGGACACAGGCUCGCGAAGAUGGGAACUCUAGCACCGCCAGGCCCGUGAUCGUUUUAGUUUCCGUUCCAGAACGGAGAAGGAACUUGGAAAAGGAACGAGGGAAAUUCCCAAUGAAAAAUCCCUUCCUGAGACACGUCGACGAGGACGUUCCUCUGCGCGUCGUCCCUCCGCUCAAAACGAAUUAUGCCAAGAACGUUCACAAAGACGAGGUUCAGCCGACUCCUAUCCCCCUGGACGUUGCUCUAAUCGUGGUAGCCUCGAUCGUGUCCCUGGGCCUGACCUCGUUGGCCGUCGCCAUGGUACUCCAUAUGCGCUCGAAGCUGUUCGAAACGGCCAGGCUGUCGAUCUACGACGUGGAGAAGACGAAGAGCCAGGAAACCGAAUCACGGGCGAGAAUCUCGUCGAUAGUCACUAGCGCUGUUCCCCAAAGCCCUGUUCGAGUGAGUCCUCUGUUUACGUCGUCCCCAGAGCAAGGAAUGACGCUGACAGUCGCUGGGAUCGACCCUUCGUGCAACUACGCCAACGGAGCUGCCACCAUCGGUCUUCGUAUUUCCGGCAAUCUGCGUGAUUUUCUGCAAGACGACCACUACGACCAUCCGCCAGCGACGCUGAUUCGCCUGCAACCCGACUUGGACGCGAACGGGGAACACAUCUACGACGAAAUUCCACUGCAAUCGAGCCCUCUCAGAUCCCGCAAGGACUCGUGAUCGGAAUACACGAUCUACCCUAACAGCCAGAAAGUAAAAUCGAUGGCGUUGGUACAGUAGUCCCUUGCUGACUAUCCGAAAAUCGCCAAGCUGAUAUAUCGGCUCGAGUCGACGGUCGCUCGAGCUGAUGAAGCACGAACAAUGGAAACGACGCGUGAUCGGUACUAUGUCAUAGUUCGAAGAUUUGAAUUCGGGGUGAAAAUGUUCGCGCCUACGACUACCAAUUUGCUCACGAUGAUUUUAUACAUAGAGAUAAGAGCUUCAACGAGAUCCAGUCUUCUACUGUUCAACUUGAACGCUUAUUAAUUCGUGAAUACGCGUUAUUCGUGAAUAAAUAAGCCGUGAAUAAUAAGAUAAAGAUUGAAUCGACGCAGCAGGGGGUUAAUCGAGGAAAAAGGAGCCCGUCGAGUCCCGUUCGGAGUCUUACCACACGUUCCACGGUUUUGCGGAAGAAAGCGAGCAAGAACUGUCGCGCCCGAGGCGUUCGCGUGCCAUUGUUAGAGUCACGCUCUCGCGUGCAAUUCCGGAGGCGGAUGUGAAAGAGCCGAUUCGUCUACGGGCCAAGAAAAAUCCGAUCGGACCGGUUUCCGACCUUACGCGGACUCGUUUAGCGUGCAAGGCUGAACGUGACUGCGAUCGGUACUCGGCCGGGCAGAAAAACGGCAUCGCCAGCGGCGCCAAUCGCUGCCAGGCGUCGCGAUUAGAUUAUCCGUCGAGGCGUGUACAGCGACGACUUGUCCUCGGGCCUCCCUUUGCGUGAACAGAAAUUUCUCUGAAUUUUCCACUCCUUCCUAUUCAAACUGUUCAUUCAUAGAUCUUUCUUGGACCUCCGUUCGCGUGAACAGAGAUUUUCCUGAAUUUUCCACUCCUUCCUAUUCGAACUGUUCAUUCACAGACCUUUCUUAGACCUCCGUUCGCGAGAACAGAGAUUUUCCUGAAUUUUCCACUCCUUCCUAUUCGAACUGUUCAUCCACAGAUCUUUCUUAGACCUCCGUUCGCGUGAGCAGAGAUUUUCCUGAAUUUUCCACUCCUUCCUAUUCAAACUGUUCAUUCAUAGAUCUUUCUUAGACCUCCGUUCGCGUGAGCAGAGAUUUUCCUGAAUUUUCCACUCCUUCCUAUUCAAACUGUUCAUUCAUAGAUCUUUCUUGGACCUCCGUUCGCGUAAACAGAGAUUUUCCUGAAUUUUCUACUCGUUCCCAUUCGAAUUUUUCAUCCACGAACGCCAAGAACCAAUACAUGAAACAAUACUUUUAUAAAAUUCGUGUGUGAACUACGAACAAGGAAUUGCAAUUUUUGUACAAGAAUAUUACUAGUUUAGGAUUCGAUUUCUUCCCAUCGUGGUACGUUCAACUUGUUUUCAUAAUGAAUUUCUAUCGUUAGGCUUAGGAAAUACCAAAGACGAGAGGCCAGUGAUUGCAUAAAUCGGUAAUUUAUAAUCUCGCGUAGCUCCGAUGUUUCGUUAAUCGGUUAAUCAUAUCUCGUUAAUCGUUACACACUCGGAACGGUCCUAUUUACACUUCCGUUUGAAGUUUGCGCUCAGAGGCUGAGAUCAUCGAUAAUAAUAUAAAUUCGCGAUGAAUUUCGACUGACGCUGCGCUUUCAUCGCGGAUUAGAAGAAGAACGAAAAAGUAGACGUCGAUAGCGCGUAAUUAGAAUAACGCUCGAUGAUAAUCGCGCGUUGUUUGCACGCCAGCGAACCUACUUCGCGACGAUAACGAAUUGCGUGCAUCUAGAUGCGUCCAUAAAUAAUUCUGGACUGAUUAAUCGAUCGCGCUGUGCGAUCAACCCUCUCGCUGUUUAAUAACGUGAUCGAUUAAUUAUUAAAAUAAAUCUGUACCACAUGUCUCUAUUAGUGGGACCGAAAAGUAAUCAAAACGUCUUCGACUUGGAAAAGUUUCUCAAUGAAAAAUUGAAGGAAAUCGAACAACUGCCUUUACGUUGGCAAAAAGUGUUAGAAAAUGAUAGAAAUUAUUUUGUUGAUUGGUAUCUAAAAUUUCUUUAAUAAAUAUAUGUUGACAAAAUUUUGAUUACUUUUCGGCUCCCCUAAUAUAAUUUACAUUAUAAACAAGAUCCUUCACUGUCCUUUUGCGUAGACCAAUUGCAUUCCUAAUAAUGUGACCUAUGCGAAGAAACAUAUUUUUCCAGAAUCCUAAACAUAUACGUAUAUUUUUCUAGAUAACCAAGAGAUCACGACUCAAAUACUUUAAUCUUGAUCGCUCGCUAUCUAGGCUAAGCAAUUUGUCUGGAGACCAAUCGCUUUAAUACGUAUCUUCUCGGCUCCAAGUCGUACGGACCAGACAGCGAAAGCAUUAGAAAUUUAGUCAUCAUCGUCAACAAUUGAAAACAACAUCCUCCAACCAAUCUAACCCAGACUGAUCUUCUGUAACACCUCAAUUCCUCCUUGUAAAAAGCUCUGUAACCGCUCUAUCCUCGACGCGUUAAUCCCGAUCGAUCGCCGAGGCCGAUCCGCGCGUGAUCUAUCUUGCGAUUCACUUUGUACUCUCCGCGAGAGGACAAGUCAGCUACUCUGCGUCGUUACUUUAUUAUUAUUUAACAAGUACAACGUCGAACGAAAUUGAACGAAGUUAACAAAGCUAUACGCGUGGGACUAUAGGUCCUUGUGUUGAGACGGCUCGGAUAAUUCUCUUGUCGAAGGGAAAAGUAGCGGGCUUUAUAGGUUCGGAAGAGAUAGAAAAUGGAAGGCUGGGAAUUAUCUUAAGUUUAGUGGUCGAAAGAGGAGGGGUAGCGAGGUCGCGGUGUCCGAGAUGACUGGUCAGGAUGAAAUCAUCAGUUAUCGAAGAGAAGAAAUUUGGAAUGUUUGCUGCUGGAGUUUGACGGAGGAUGAGAAGAAGCCAGAGUUAUCUUAACUAAAGGAUGUAGGAGUCUAAACGAAAAAUAAAGCACGGGAAUUCGAACCCACGAUCCUCGGAUCCACAGGACUGUACUUGACCUACGCGACCAAUCCCGUACCCUACGUUUCGUACUCUUAUUUGACUCCUUAUUGUUGGGUAUGGGAGGCGCGGAUACUACACUCGGCUAUCCUGAAUUGACAUUCAUUCGCCCUCGAAUGUCCGUUUUCUCGGGUUUCGCGUCUCAACAACAGUGCGCGCCGCGCCCUCUUUCGCGAGUGUACUCCCCUCUCUCUUUCUGGAACGUUGUUCUCUCUCGACGCCUCAUUGUUGCCCGCUCCACCUCCUCCCCUCUCUCUUUCUCUCUCGGGUUUUGCGUCUCAACAGCAGUGCGCGCCGCACCCUCUUUCGCGAGUGUACUCCCCUCUCUCUUUCUGGAACGUUGUUCUCUCUCGACGCCUCAUUGUUGCCCGCUCCACCGUCCUUCGCGUGGCAUUGUUGUUCAUCGUGACUCAUCGUCACUGGCCGGUCCUCUGCCGCUGUAACCCCCCAUCCCGGACGAGCCCCCAUAUGUAGGAGUCUAAACGAAAAAUAAAGCACGGGAAUUCGAACCCAC
Messenger RNA from Hylaeus volcanicus, 5577 nucleotides. RefSeq lists its product as uncharacterized. Gene Ontology annotation, molecular function: protein binding. Lineage: Eukaryota; Metazoa; Arthropoda; Insecta; Hymenoptera; Colletidae. The record is from RefSeq and is a predicted model, not a curated record. Bases 649 to 2112 code for a protein of 487 amino acids. The transcript is spliced from 10 exons.